CAUCCCACAAUACCAAGGGGCCAGAGCACAGUAUUCUAACUCGUGAAAGGGACCCAGGCACCUAUGCGCAAAGAGCAGCCCGGAUGAUGUCUUUUGCGCGCCCGCUCUUCAAUGACAGAGUCUCCGCAGAGAAGAAGAGAUGGUCCGUGCUCCUGGACUUUGCCGUGUCCAUGACCCCAGGCUCGUCCCGUUUGUUCCCGUAGUGCUGCUGCUGCUUCACUUCUGUGACUCUUUCAAUCUGGACACAGAGCAACGUGUAGUCUUUAGUGGACCCCCGGGAAGUUAUUUUGGUUAUUCGGUUGAGUUUUUCGGCAAUGCAUCCAGUUUCAAUGUUUUGGUUGGCGCUCCAAAAGCCAACACCAGCCAGCCCCACGUCAUUGAAGGAGGAGCCGUUUUCAUGUGUCCCUGGAGCAAAUCCAACUGUACAAUUAUCGACUUUGACAAGCACGGUGAUCGCUAUUUUUCCAUAGAAGAAGAGUUAACUCAGGUUGAAUUCAAGUCUCAUCAAUGGUUUGGAGCUACCUUGCAUUCCCAUGGAAACAACAUACUGGCCUGCGCUCCCAGGUAUUACUGGCGAACAGAACACGACAUUCCUUUUGCAGAUGUUACAGGAACGUGCUACCUCUCUGUCGACAGUUUCCGAUCCUUUGUGGAGUACGCCCCCUGUAGAACAGAAAGACAUGGACCUGCUGGACAGGGCUAUUGUCAAGGGGGGUUUAGUGCAGACUUUACCAAGAAUGGGAGGAUUGUGCUUGGAGGACCUGGCAGCUUUUACUGGCAAGGUCAGCUGAUCUCUGCCACCACUGAGGAAAUAGUUAAGGCCUAUUUUCCCUCUUACUUCCUGCUGUUUGUGGAUGGGCAGAAGCAAACUGGACAAGUUCAGAGCAGCUAUGACGACAGCUAUCUAGGAUACUCUGUGGCGAGUGGUGAAUUCAGUGGCGAUAAUGAGGAAGAUUUUGUCACGGGGGUUCCUAAAGGACUCUUGUUGUACGGUCUAGUCUCUAUAUUAGAUGGAAAGGACCUGACGUACCUGGUGAACCUGACAGGAGAGCAGAUGGGCUCCUACUUUGGCUACGCGGUGGCAGUCACAGACAUCAACAGCGACGGUCUGGAUGACGUGGUUGUGGGGGCUCCACUCUUCAUGCGCCGGAGGCCUGCUGGACAGUUGGAAGAACUGGGCAAAGUCUAUGUGUACCUACAGAAAGGGCCCCUCCAUCUCGAACUCAGUCGCAUGAAUCCUGUGGGCUCCCAGGCCUUUAGCCGCUUUGGAACCUCUUUAGCUCCACUUGGUGAUCUGAACCAGGAUGGCUUCAAUGAUCUUGCUAUCGGCUGUCCAUUUGGAGGAGAAGACCAGCAGGGAUUAGUUUUUAUUUAUAAUGGUCAUGAGAAAGGCUUGGAGGACAUGCCCACACAGACUCUCUCAGGUCAAUGGGCAUCCAGGGCUUUUCCAGCUGGUUUUGGCUUCUCACUUCGUAGUAACAAAGAUGUGGACCAAAAUGGCUACCCAGAUUUGCUUGUUGGUGCUUUUGGUGCAGAUAAAGCAGUGUUAUACAGAGCACGUCCCAUUGUGAAUGUUAAUAGUACGCUGAUAGUCCACCCUACCAUGUUCAUCCCAGAGGAGAAAGCCUGUGUAUUGACGAGUGGAGACAAGACUGUUCCAGUGUCAUGUGUGAGCAUCAGUUUCUGCCUGCUGGCUAAUGGGAAGCACCUCCCCUCUCGUCUAGGAUUCGUUGUUGAAAUUCAGCUGGACAAUGUGAAGUUGAACCAGAAGGAAUCAACCAGGAGAACUCUGUUUUUGGACAGUAAGGAGUCGAGUUUAGUGAAGAACUUCAGCCUGGAGACCAAUGGAGACAGCGUGUGCCAUGACUCAAAAAUCUACCUUCUGAAUGAGGCAGACUUUCGAGACAAACUUUCUCCCAUUUACAUCAGCCUAAACUUCAGCCUGGAUCCCCAAGCCCCAGUGGACGAGCACGGUCUGAGCCCAGUCCUCAACCACCACGUUCAAUCGCUCAUACAGCAGCAGGCUCACAUUCAGCUGGACUGUGGAGAAGACAACAUCUGUGUCCCUGACCUGAAGUUGGCUGUUUAUGGUGACAAGACUGUUGCAUACCUUGGGGAUGAAAACACUUUGACCCUGAUCUUUAAUGCGGUGAAUGAAGGAGAGGGAGGAGCCUAUGAAGCAGAGCUAUAUGUGUUUCUACCUCCGGAUGCAGAUUACAGUGGGAUUGCACGGAACAAUGAUACACUGACACAGCUGACGUGCAGCUACGAGGCCCAGAAUGACACGCGUUAUCUCAUAUGUGAUCUGGGAAACCCCAUGAAGUCAGGGAGCAAUAUAUGGGCUGGCCUUCGUUUCACUAUACCCAGAUUAAAGGACACAUAUAAAGUCGUGCAGUUUGAGUUACAAAUACGAAGCAAAAACGUAAACAAUUCUGAGAGUGAAGUGGUGGUGUAUGAGCUGGAGGUAGCUGCCCUGGCUGAUGUCCUCUUGCAGGGUGUUUCUCGUCCAGAUAAAAUCCUGUUUCCCCCGCCCAGCUGGAGGAUGAGUCAGGGUCUGCGUGAGGAGCAGGAUGUGGGACCAGAGCUUCAGCACGUUUUUGAAUUGGUGAACAAUGGCCCCAGUGUGAUCAGCCAGUCAUCUCUGGAGGUGAGAUGUCCCCUGAGGGCACAGAGCCAUGGGCUGCUGUACCCUGUGGAACUGGUCACAGAAGGACCACUGACCUGCUCUUCACAGCACACCUUCAAUGCACUGAAACUUAAGCUGCAGCCUCUAGGCCCACAGGUGACAACACAACUCAAACCCAGCAUAGAGCACCGGGUCCAGAGAAGAGAUGCCCACCCUCUGGCUGAACAUGGAAACCUGACUUGUAGCACAGUGGAGUGCUGGAGGCUGCAGUGUGCUGUAGGGCAGUUGGGGCGAGGGGACAGCGCCAUCCUCACUAUCCGCUCCAGACUGUGGGCGGAAACCUUUGUUGAGAGAAUCUACAAACAGUACAUUGUGGAGUGCUCUGUGCAUUAUAAGGUGGAAAAGAUGCCUUACUCUAUUCCACCAUUAUUCACAUCAUCAGCAUCAAAAAAGCCUUUAUCAGUGUGAUGUGUCUCAGAAGAUGUAAAUGCAGAGGGCUCAUGGCGUAGAGGGCACUACCAUUUCCAAUGUCCAAGUUGACAACAGUUGGUGAUUUUCAUUUUCAUGUUGUUGAGUCUCUGUUCAUAUGCAAGUGUGUCACGUCUUUUCAGCUCAGUUAGGCAAGCAGCGUUCUAGCCAAUGCAAGUUUUCUUCACAACUGAAGAAAUGUCUGUUUUCAGUCCAUUAAUGAAGUAGUUACACAAGUAUAUUUCCCAACAUUAAUGAAGUAGUUACACAAGUAUAUUUCCCAAACAUCACGAGUAACGCCUAAGUGAUCGGGUCUUAUAAAUCCAGUGUGGGGUUUAUACACUUCUGUUAAACAUAUGAGAAACUCUUCAAGGUCCUCAGUGUCUCUUUGUUUGCAGGAUUGGAUUUUGUCUGUAUUGAUGGAGGCAGGGAAGGCUUUUGUGAUAGCUGUGCAGAUGUUGUUCACAGCUUCUCUAUAUAAAGCAUUGGAGUCAUAUUUCCAGUCCACAUGAUUGCAUCACAGUUCAGUGUUCUGAAGUUGAGCAGCUAUUUUAUGCCAUAGGUUUCAUUUUCAUGAUCGACACUCUCUUCACUUUAUUUAUUUAUCUGUUUAUCUAUCUAUCUAUCUAUCUAUCUAUCUAUCUAUUUAUUUAUUUAUAAUAUAACAAUAAAAAAAACACACUAGAAAUCUUGACAAAAGGCGAAAAGCACUUUAGCAGAGGUCUGACCUGAUGUUGUGGGGGUGGUGGAGCUUUGAGCUGUGAGAAGUUGUUUGCUUUUGGUUGGAUUUGGAUUACUCUGUUAUUGUCCCAUGUUGUAGAGUUAUUUGGUGAAGGAUCAGGCAGCAACUGUUGAGACAAAGAGUUUUGUGAGUGGGACUGUUUCAAGUCACACAUUUCAGUUGCAUUUGCACUUAUUUUUCAAUGCAAGAACAUUCUUUAAAGUGAAUGCACCAAAUCCUGAAGACUUCUUAUCUCUACAUUUUCUUCUCAAAAAUCAAUAAAGGGACCUUCUAGUGGUGCAUACUCCCUUGGAGUUUUGCUCCCCAUUUUUGUUUUAGCACUUGCAUAUAGCUUAGUUUCAGUAGCUCAAAGAAUGAGUGACCUAGUAUGUCCCAAAGGUGAGGAAAAAUUAACACUGAGGGAUGUUUUUUGUUGGCACUGUAUUUGCAGCAUGUUGUUACAGCAGCAUUGUGGUACACACAUGAGAUUUUGGAGCCAAAAAGAUUGAAAAAGGUCAAUUAAGUAAUCAUAUAUGGGAUAGUAAUAAUAAUAAUAAUAAUGAUAGUAAUAUUGGAAUUGUCUCAGGUAGAAAUCAUAUUAAUUUACACAAAGACAGAUUGAGAGAAAUAUUUUCUUCACAAUACAAGUUUCCGUCAGAGUCGUAUCAUGUAUUUUUUCCUUCAAAGCAGGUUAGUGUCCAAUCAUUUAUGUGCUAGCAAAAUCUGUCUGAAAAUUGUCUGAAUUGUUUGAA
Messenger RNA from Boleophthalmus pectinirostris (great blue-spotted mudskipper), 4567 nucleotides. RefSeq names its product integrin alpha-5-like. The record is from RefSeq and is a predicted model, not a curated record. The coding region runs from base 140 to 3094 and encodes 984 amino acids. The transcript has 29 exons. Lineage: Eukaryota; Metazoa; Chordata; Actinopteri; Gobiiformes; Gobiidae. Gene Ontology annotation, cellular component: integrin complex; external side of plasma membrane. Gene Ontology annotation, molecular function: integrin binding. Gene Ontology annotation, biological process: cell-matrix adhesion; integrin-mediated signaling pathway; angiogenesis.